Molecule: messenger RNA, 1892 nt
Organism: Salvia hispanica
Lineage: Eukaryota; Viridiplantae; Streptophyta; Magnoliopsida; Lamiales; Lamiaceae
Product: Cell cycle regulated microtubule associated protein
Biological process (GO): activation of protein kinase activity; regulation of mitotic spindle organization; mitotic spindle assembly
Cellular component (GO): nuclear microtubule; spindle
Molecular function (GO): microtubule binding; protein kinase activator activity
Source: RefSeq, a predicted model, not a curated record
UACAGCUCCUGUCUCUAUCGGGUUGAGGAAAAUGGAAGAAGAGAUGGUGGAACAUGCUGCGGCGGAGGAGGAGGAGGAGGAGGAGGUCGAAUACACUUUCACCGCAUAUGAGAUUGAUCUCGACUACGAGUUCGACGCCGCUCGUUUCUUCGAUUUCAGCCAUGACGAGUCGCCACUCCAGGCUCGCCAAGCCGAGCUCUGGUUCCAUUCUGCCGGAACUUAUCCGCCGUCUCCUUUUGUGCAAAAUCUAGGUCCGAGAGAGGAGAUAUUAUUUGAAAACGUUAAUAUCUCCCCCAAAUCUAAAGGCGUGGAGAGCAUGAACUUGUGCGAGAGUGACUCUGAUGUUGAAGAAGGCCAUGAAAUUAUAGUGAUGAACUAUGGAGAUGAUGAAGAAGAGAAAGAAAGAGGAACUUCCUGCACUGUACAUAUUGACAGCCAGCAAAACUUUCAAAGUCGACCCCAAAAUUUAUCUUCAGGAUUAACCAUUUACAAUAAUGAAAAAAAUACUGUAAAGUCAGACACUCAAAGUAGACCAUCCAAGAAGCCCACUUAUCCAAGGUCUUCAACUCUUAUGAAGCCAACAGCGAGUCAAUUAGCGAAGCAAAAUCGUCCUGUCCAGGCAGGUUAUUCUAGGUCGAAUAUAUGUGUCUUCGAGAAGGCGUCUAAAAGCUCGGCCACAGGUUGUGUUGUUGAAAAUCAAGCAGCUAAAAGGCAAAAACUAGAAGGUGGUCUUUUGCGGAAGGUUGAGGGGACUGUUCAGCUGCAGCAGACUAAUUUUGUUCACAAGGUACCCAAGCGGGAUGGGGUCCUUAAUGGUCCAAGACAAACUAAGCCAAGGAUCACUAUUCCUAGGGAUCAUCAUCUUGAGACUGCAUUCAGGGCCCAAAGAAUAAGAUCCAAUAGCAUAAAAGAUGAAAAAGAGGCUUCAACUGGUGGUAGAUUCAAAGCUCUCCCACUAAAUAAAAAAAUUCUCGAAGCCCCAUCUUUGCUCCCAAAAAGAAGCAUCCCUCACCAACCAACUUUUCAAGAAUUCCACUUGAAGACAUCAGAGAGGGCUGCGCAACAUGGCUCGGCUGCUUUCAAAUCCACAACCCCUUCCAACCAUUCUGAUAAGGGCUUGCACAAAUACUCAUCUAAUAUAACUAAAGAAUGUGGAAACAAGGUGCCUGGAAGAUACAGCACUGUGAAUACUGCCUCUAGGGCAGAUGCUAGGCAAACAUCCCAGCAUUGCUUUAAAGCUCUACCCCUCAAUAAGAAGAUAUUGACAAGCAAGGGCGACAUGGGAAUUUUUCGGAAUAUUAAGAAGGAAACUACAGUGCCAAUGGAAUUCAAUUUCCAAACAGAGAAGAGAUGUCAUGAUAAUGCUCUCACCGGACUAUUCAACAAGCUCUCACUGGCAGCACCCAAGGCCCAAGUUACUAAUUUUGAGUCUAGACUGCCGUGCUCUAUCAACAGAAGCACAAAGGGCUCGAAAGAGAACGGAUGGGGUAGCUUCCAGCAAGGUAAUCAGAUAAAACAACCUACAAAACUAAAACAGCCUUUGCUGGAAGGAAAUAUGCAAUUUAGUGGCAACUAUCUAAAAGAUGAAGUCAUUGGCUGGAGUAAACCCAUCCGGUGAAGUGUUCGGAUGUGAGCUUGCAGACUGGCUACGCUGAUUGAUCGAUCUGGCAUCGAGGGUGACAAGUACAUUCUGGGGAUUUGACAAGUAUAUAUCGUGCUCAUGGUAUUUGGUAUAUAUAUCCCAAAGCUAGGAAUACCCAUAACUAACUACAGAAGCCAAGUUUAUACCCACAAAAUGUUAAAAUUUUGUCCUAGGUUCAACCGCCAAUGGUUGAAUGCAGAGUGUAAUGCAAUUCUCUGUUGAUUUAUAAAUCUAGUCUAUUGUACAGCGA